Molecule: messenger RNA, 2918 nt
Organism: Oryctolagus cuniculus (rabbit)
Lineage: Eukaryota; Metazoa; Chordata; Mammalia; Lagomorpha; Leporidae
Gene: SLC25A45
Product: solute carrier family 25 member 45
Biological process (GO): transmembrane transport
Cellular component (GO): mitochondrion
Molecular function (GO): transmembrane transporter activity
Source: RefSeq, a predicted model, not a curated record
CGGAGCAGAGCAGGUCGGGCCUGACUGCGAGCAGGACGAGGCCCGGCAGACAGGCCGUCCUUUACGGUCACCGCGCCCCCCUCUGCGCUGUGCUCUGACUCCCGCAGAGACAAAACCAGUGCAGGGGCGAGGCGGGCCGCGGGGCCGGGUGACUCAGGCCUGGGAGCCGGCUCCCCUCCCGCCCUUCCCACCCUGUCCCAAAGCCAAGGCUGACGGUGGCUGCCCCCUGGUGGCCAGGCUGCGUCUGCCCCUGCCCUCCUCCUCCUCCUCCUCCUCCUUCUCCUCCUUCUCUUCAAGUCUCAGGGUCACUGAAGUUGGCUGGGCACCGGGCCAUCUCGCGCCCUCCAGCCACGGUUAAAUAUUAGUUGGGAGUUAUCAGUGCAGACUCCGGGGAGGAAGGGGAGGAGAGGACGGCAUGAAACGUUCCCAUCUCUGCGCAGCCGCCAGUUCCCGCACAGCCCGACCAUGCCCGUGGAGGAGUUUGUGGCCGGCUGGAUCUCUGGGGCUCUAGGCCUGGUCCUGGGACACCCCUUUGACACGGUAAAGGUGCGGCUGCAGACGCAGAACAGGUACCGGGGCAUCGUGGACUGCUCCGUGAAAAUCCUCCGCCACGAGUCGGUCCUGGGCUUCUUCAAGGGCAUGAGCUUCCCCCUUGCGAGUGUGGCCCUGGUCAACUCCGUGCUGUUCGGCGUCUACAGCAACACGCUGCUGGCCCUCACGGCCACGUCACACGAGCAGCGGCGCGCCCAGCCGCCCAGCUACACCCACGUCUUCAUCGCCGGCUGCACGGGGGGCGUCCUGCAGGCCUACUGCCUGGCCCCUUUUGACCUCAUCAAAGUCCGCCUCCAAAACCAGACGGAGCCGAGAGCGAAGGCAGGGAGCCCCCCGCCGCGGUACCGGGGGCCCAUGCACUGCGCGGCCACCAUCUUCCGGGAGGAGGGGCCCCGGGGGCUGCUGCGGGGGUCCUGGGCGCUGGCGCUGAGAGACACGCCCACGCUCGGGAUGUACUUCGUCACCUACGAGUGGAUCUGCCGCCACUACACGCCGGAAGGCCAGACUCCCAGCUCGGCCACGGUGCUGGUGGCAGGGGGCUUCGCGGGCAUCGCCUCCUGGGUCACGGCCACGCCCUUCGACGUGCUCAAGGCCCGGAUGCAGAUGGACGGGGUGCAGCAGCGGGCAUACCGGGGCAUGCUGGACUGCGCGCUGACCAGCUUCCGGCAGGAGGGCCUGGGGGUCUUCUUCCGGGGGCUUACCCUCAACAGCGCCCGUGCCUUUCCCGUCAACGCCGUCACCUUCCUCAGCUACGAGUACCUGCUCCAAGCCUGGAGAUGAGCCGGGCCGGGCAGUGCUGGCCGCUCCCAGGCUGGCGCAGGACGCUCGGCCCGCCCCGGCCGGGUCCUCCCGGGGGCCUGGCCGGCGGCGGUGGCACUCCCGCCGCCCCACGCGUUAGGAGCCCUCGGACAGACUCCGCCGGCAGCCGUCACCCCCACACCCGGUGACAGACGCGCGGCUGCCCCCACCCCGGGCCCCUUCAAAUCCUGCUCCAGUAACCUGUCACCCCCCACCUCCUCCCCGGGGCCCUCCCUGCUCCCUGGCCGCCCCCUCCCUUGGUGGCUAUGGAUCUGAUGAUGCCAUGACCCGCGAUGGCUUCCCACUGCUCUGAGGCCCUCAGGUAGCCACCUGCUCUGGGCCGCGGCUGCCUUCCGCCACAGGACCCUUGCACCUGCUCCUCUCGCGACCCUCAGCUCUGCCUCUGGCUCAUGCUGGUGGCUCAGAAUCACCGGGAAGGCUUUUAAGAACGUAGAUCGCGGGCCCCACCCCGCAGUCUCUGACCCGGUGGGUUUGGGAGGUUCCCAGGCACUACUGGGGCCAGCCACGCUCCGGGAACCCCGACUUUGCUCUGAUGGGCCCCCACGCCCCCUUCUCCCGGCUGUAGCUGCACUCUCCUUUGUGUGGUUUUUGGUUCUGUCCCUCCCGCCUCGUACCGUGAGCUCCAUGAGGCUCAUGGCCCAAAGUCCCGCUGGAGUGCGCGGUGCUGCAGGAAUAGUCGUUCAACAAACGACUGAGCGAAGAAAGGGGGGAGGAGAACUCCGUCCUGGAGGCCGGUGUCGCGGCGCAGGCAGGGGGCCAAGCCUGCAACGCCGGCCUCCCCCUGUGGGUGCUGCUCUGAGCCCCGGCUGCUCCACCUCCGAGGCGUCUGGGAGCAGCAGGUGACGGCCCGGGUGCUCGGUCUCUGCCACCCGCGAGAGGGACCAGGACGGAGUUGCUGGCUGCAGCCUGGCUCCGACCUGGCUGUUGUGGCCGGUUUUUUCUCCGUGUCUUUCUCUCUCUCUGUCUCGGUUGCUCUGCCUUUCAAAUAAAUAAAUCCUUUUUUUAAAAAAAGAGAGAAAAGGAACCAGCAUGGUCUUCCUGACUCCUUCGCACAGCAGCCGGUUCCAGGCGGCGUUUGGAGGCCGCUGCCCACCCAGCAAGCAGGAAACGCCCAAGGAACCCCUUGCAAACGGAGACGAGGGCGGUGGGGGCAGAGGGCUGCAAGGAGGCCUCCCCGGCUGACUGUCCACUCCAGGACCCUGGAGCCGAGAGACCGCGAGAGCGGGGCGGGGUCCCAACGCCAAGGACACACAGACCCUGGAGGGGCUACGCCUUCAGUGGAAGGAGGGGAAGCCACAGAGGAACUGUCCUCUGCCCCUCCUGCUGGGAACCAGGCCCGGACCCAGCUGCCCCGCGUGCCAGGAGCCUUGGACCUGCUCCCCCCAAACGCCAUCCCCGGGCAGCCUUGCAGGUCUGGGACCCCUGCCUCAGAGAGAUAUAAUGGGUCCUGUUGUUCAUAGCGCCCUCUUGUGCCUGGUUGGGCUAACUACAAGUAGUUUUCUUUUUUCCAGAUUUUAUUUAUUUAUUUGAGAGGUAGUUACAGUGAG